This is a messenger RNA of Arabidopsis lyrata subsp. lyrata, 444 nucleotides long. RefSeq lists its product as uncharacterized. The transcript has 2 exons. The record is from RefSeq and is a predicted model, not a curated record. The coding region runs from base 79 to 300 and encodes 73 amino acids. Lineage: Eukaryota; Viridiplantae; Streptophyta; Magnoliopsida; Brassicales; Brassicaceae.
CUAAAAGAACCGAACAAAAGAGAAAAGAGAAAGAAAAAAAAACUUACAUUUGUCUCCAAAAAUCUGAAGAGAAAAAAAAUGGGAGAAUGUAGACCUCUGGGUUUCUUAUUAGGAUUACCAUUUGCUCUUGUUGCUCUCGUUCUUUCCCUAGUCGGUGCUGUUAUCUGGAUCAUUGGGACAAUAUUGAGUUGCUUGUGCCCAUGUUGCUUCUGUUUCGCUGCGUUGGCUAACUUCGCUGUUGGACUCAUCAAACUUCCUAUCAAAGUCCUCCGUUGGUUUACCCACUCCAUUCCUUGUUAAGAAAGACUUGUUAUUAGUUUCACUGAUUAUUUUUUUUAUUCCUUCUUGAUUUAUGUAAUUUUUUUUUUUUUGUAAUCCAUAUCUUUUUUCACAAAUCCAAUAUUGUCACCACGAAACUGAUUAAUAAUCAAUAACUUAACUGAA